Messenger RNA from Varroa destructor (honeybee mite), 1709 nucleotides. Its product is annotated as alpha-crystallin A chain-like. Gene Ontology annotation, cellular component: nucleus; cytoplasm. The record is from RefSeq and is a predicted model, not a curated record. Gene Ontology annotation, biological process: protein refolding; response to heat. Lineage: Eukaryota; Metazoa; Arthropoda; Arachnida; Mesostigmata; Varroidae.
CUUGUUCGUGAAACGACAUGUCAACCAAAACGAAUAUACACAUGAUUGAUCUUGAUUAAGUGGUGCGCUAAUCUUGAAAAACGUUAGAGGUAAUCUUUAGGAUCGGUCUAACAAUCGAUGUGAUCGAUCCGUGUAUUAAGAAUGGCAAUGUGAGGGUAUUCAUUUUGGCCCAACAUUUAAAUGAUAUCUCGUUUGCAGUAUCUUACCCUUUAAAACUGACCUAGAACUGUAUGCAAACUACGAUUUAAUAUAACAUGCUAGUGUAAUCUUUCGGCUAUACAUAAUUGGGUGUAACUCGGAGCUAUCGCUUAAUUUCAGUACAAAGCGCCUAGUGUGCAACGGAGGCAUACUAUAGCAGUAGAUAGCUGACAGAACGACGACGUGACGGGGUCCAUCUAACGUUAUGGAAGGGGAGACGAGGCGCUUCGUGUAAUCUAAUCAGAUUAAUCUAGAAAAUACUCUUUUUGAUCACUUCAGUUGACCUGUGACAAAGGCCGACUUAAUGUUGCUAUUCUCCUUUUUGCUUUGGUAAUCGGGGCCAUACUGAGUAACAUUUUCAUUACGCUUGCCGCUGCGAGAGCUCAAACAGGAUCUUCGACCACACCCAUCGAAAUACAUCUGGCUGUCCGUACUAUGGCGUCCAAAGUUGUUGCAGGUGUCAACGCUUGCGCGUAAAAUGUGUAGUGUAUCCGGCUUUCCUAACGUGAAUAGUCGACCUGGUAUGGCUCCUGAACGCCGCGUUCCGAUCUCUCGCAGUGAUCUCUCAAUUCUGGACAAUGAGUUCUCGAACGUUCGAGAGAGAUUUGAGCAGGAGAUGAGGCGCAUGGAGGACGAGAUGUCUCGUUUUAGAAGCCAGCUUGCAGAUCACGAGCGAGACGUAUUUUCUCGAGGUCUGACAAGCCAGCCGCGAAGCUACCUGGACAUGUCGUCGCCACUUAUUCAGGAUACUCCUGACGGCGGGCGCGAAAUCAAGCUGCGAUUUGAUGUGAGCGACUAUGCGCCGGAAGAAAUUGUUGUCAAAACGGUCGACAACCGCCUUCAAGUGCACGCAAAACACGAAGAGAAGACCGAAACGAAGAGCGUCUCCCGUCAAUACAACAGGGAGUUUAUGCUUCCCAAGGGAAUAAACCCGGAACGCAUUACAUCGUCAUUAUCCCGCGACGGUGUUCUCACUAUUACAGCUCCGCUUCCUGCUAUUGAAGACAGUCGCGGUGAGAAGAUGAUCCCCAUAGCGCAUCAAUAAACGACCUUACUCCUACCUUAAAGCUUACUUGACUGACAAAAACAACGUAAAAUUCAAUCAUUGAAAUGCAUUGGAUCAAAGCGUCUGCCCACGCAAAAUACCUAAUACGAUUGAGAGUGAAACUAUAGAAGUACAAUAGCCAUGUGUUUUUAUUUUAAUUAGUAGUUCAUGCACUAUAGAACGCGCGAAAUGUUCACAGAAAGUGCGUUAUUACUCAAGCAUACACUCUUUGAUAUGAUUUCAUUUGACACGAUAAACAUUUAAAUUUAAGAGCUAGUAAACUCAUUGUUUCUGAUGUAGUGCUUCUUUCAUUCAUGACUCAAUAUCUCGCGAGUUAUAAGCGUCAGAACGAUAACUUUUAAUUGACAUACUACGAGAUCACACCGAUUUAAUUGUGCGCCACGGAGACCGUCAAUGAGACGAAUAUUCGCCAUCAGUACAAACGUAUUCUAUUUCUACAAAAAAA